This is a messenger RNA of Ogataea angusta, 552 nucleotides long. RefSeq lists its product as uncharacterized. Gene Ontology annotation, biological process: regulation of DNA-templated transcription. NCBI's taxonomy places the organism in Eukaryota, Fungi, Ascomycota, Pichiomycetes, Pichiales, Pichiaceae. The transcript has a single exon. The annotation marks the transcript as partial. Gene Ontology annotation, molecular function: DNA-binding transcription factor activity, RNA polymerase II-specific; DNA binding. The record is from RefSeq and is a predicted model, not a curated record.
AACCAACCUUCUUUGGACAGUCAGAGUAUAGAAGAGAACCUUGCUUCGGAGAACUGUGUGUUUGCGAGGGACAUUAAGAAGGAGGGUGCGAAGGUCUUGGAGGACUCUUUGAGAUCUGAGAGGGAUGCUUUGCUUGCUAUCAGGGCGGGGUGUGCUGUAGACCGGCUUGAAAGACACUAUAAAAGGUUGUUGAAUGGCUGGGAGGCGACUAUUAGGGAGAUAAGCUCCAACGAGAAAUACGAAAGUCUACGUCAUGGGUUCGCUAUUGAGGAAGCUCAAGUGGAAACGGAGAUGAGGGAUAUGGAAAGACAAUGGCCAAAAGAAGUGAAUGCCUACAAAGAGUGUUUUGUUUCGGGUUGCAUUGAUAAGAAAAAGAGGAGACAUAUACCGGAGUCGAGCAAAGAACUUUUGGAAAAGGCAUUUGAAGUUAAACGGUUCCCGAAUUCGAAAGAAAGGGAGAGAAUAGCAAGAGAAUGUGGGAUUAGCCCUCUCCAGGUCCGUGUGUGGUUUACCAACAAGCGAGCUAGGAGCAAGUCAAGAACACAGGAUUGA